CCACCUCCUCCUUCCUUCUAGCAGCGCGGGCUGGUCUGCCCAGAGAGCCGGCGCAGGGCGAAGGGGGAGCGGCGUGGCCAGGCGCCCGGGCAGCUGCAAAGUUUGCCACACUUGCGCGCUACGGUGCCGGGCUGCCGGGCGCCGCUGAGCGGCUGCUGGAUGGGCUUCGGCUUCGUUUCUCCCAUUUGUUUGCGGGUCUUUUAGUAAAUAGAGCUAUUAGCCUGGCCGGCGGAGGCAGCGGGAGCAACAAACUUGGGGCUGUGAGGCGAAGAUCCCGCGCGGGGGCUCCGGGCCCUGAGCUAGCAGCCCGGGCUUUGCUUUCCAAAGCUGCGGACCUUAGAGCCUGGCAGCUCGGCAUCCCGCCAUCCCGCCGGUUCCAGAUCGCGGAGUCCUUUGGAGCGUCGUGUGGGGACAGCAGGGAUUGGGGGCAGUCCAGUGGCUUGGGGGAGCGCGGGGAGCUCCCCCUCUCUAUGGAGGGAGCGCAGGAUGGUGUGCACCAGGAAGACCAAAACUUUGGUGUCCACCUGCGUGAUCCUGAGCGGCAUGACCAACAUCAUCUGCCUGCUUUACGUGGGCUGGGUCACCAACUAUAUCGCUAGCGUCUAUGUACGGGUGCAGGAGCCGGUGCCCGACAAGAAGCUGGACGAGGACAAAGGGGACACGCUGAGGAUCAUCGAGCGUCUGGACCACCUGGAGAAUGUCAUCAAACAGCACAUUCAAGAGGCCCCUGCCAAACCUGAGGAGAGUGCUGCGGAGGCCUUCACAGACUCGUCCCUCUUUGCCCACUGGGGCCAGGACCUCAGCCCUGAAAGCAGGCGCAUCGCCCUGAAGCAGUUUCAGUACUAUGGCUACAACGCUUACCUCAGUGACCGCCUGCCCCUGGAUAGGCCCCUGCCUGACCUUCGUCCCAAUGGGUGCCGGAAUCUCUCCUUUCCUGAUAGCCUCCCAGAGGUUAGCAUCGUUUUUAUCUUUGUUAAUGAGGCUCUCUCUGUGAUCCUGAGAUCCAUUCACUCUGCUAUUGACCGGACUCCUCCUCACCUGCUCAAGGAGAUCAUUCUGGUGGAUGAUAACAGCAGUAAUGAAGAACUCAAGGAGAAGCUGAAAGACUACGUGGACAAGGUGAAUGCUCACAAGCCGGGCUUCAUUAAGGUCGUCCGCCAUAACAAGCAAGAAGGGCUGAUCCGUUCCCGCGUAAGUGGCUGGCGAGCAGCCACAGCUCCAGUAGUCGCUCUCUUUGAUGCCCAUGUGGAGUUCAAUGUUGGCUGGGCAGAACCUGUGCUCACCAGGAUAAAAGAAAACCGGAAGCGGAUCAUUUCUCCAUCCUUCGACAAUAUCAAAUAUGAUAAUUUUGAGAUUGAAGAAUAUCCCCUGGCUGCACAAGGCUUUGACUGGGAGCUGUGGUGUCGCUAUUUAAAUCCUCCCAAGUCCUGGUGGAAGUUGGAGAAUUCAACUGCUCCAAUAAGGAGCCCAGCCCUCAUUGGCUGCUUUAUUGUGGACAGGCAAUAUUUCCAGGAGAUCGGCUUAUUGGAUGAAGGAAUGGAGGUCUAUGGAGGAGAAAAUGUGGAGCUGGGGAUCAGGGUGUGGCAGUGUGGUGGGAGCGUGGAGGUCCUGCCCUGCUCCAGAAUAGCCCACAUUGAACGAGCUCACAAGCCCUACACGGAGGACCUCACCGCCCACGUCCGCAGAAAUGCUCUCAGGGUGGCAGAAGUCUGGAUGGAUGAAUUUAAGAGCCACGUUUAUAUGGCGUGGAAUAUACCCCUAGAGGAUCCCGGAAUUGAUAUUGGUGACAUUUCUACGAGGAAAGCCCUUAGGAAAAAACUGCAGUGUAAGACAUUCCGAUGGUACCUUGUCAGUGUAUACCCAGAAAUGAGGAUGUACUCAGACAUCAUUGCAUAUGGCGUGCUGCAGAAUUCUCUGAAGAGUGACUUAUGUCUGGAUCAAGGACCAGAUACGGAAAAUGUUCCCAUCAUGUACUUGUGCCAUGGCAUGACUCCACAGAACGUGUAUUACACAAGCAGUCAGCAGCUCCAACUAGGCGUCCUGAGUCCCACUGUCGAUGACGAUGACAACAGGUGCCUGGUGGAUGUCAACAGUCGGCCUCGGCUCAUUGAAUGCAGUUAUGCCAAAGCCAAGAGAAUGAAGCUUCACUGGCACUUUUCUCAGGUUUGAAACUCUAUGGAGAGAAUCCCCAGAAAGUCACUCAGAUUCAUAGACAAGGACCGGAAGGAGGAGAAGCCCUAUUAUAUGUCAUUAUAUGCACAGAAAUUCCCCUUAUUCUGCCUCAUUAUUUCUUUGGUGUUUACUCUGGCUUCCUCAGUCUCAACAUUGCCAGCGUCUGUAGAGGCUCUGAUUCCAUCUUCAAUAGGUCUGCCUUCAUCUCCUUGGACACUGGGAAGAAAUGGGAACACUGGAGCCUUAGUUCCUGGAGAAGCAUUUACUGUUCCAGUCACUCUUCCUUGGCUUCACCUUCCCUAUUCUAUCCAUCCUAUCAGUAUGGAAAAACAUAGCUGUUCCUCUGAGCUGGCUUCACUCAACAUGUCCAUUGGCACACAAUGGGUCCCUUUACUCGAUUAGGUGGCACUUCCCCUAUCUGCUACUGUUAACUUCAGCACCCAUUCCAGGAUAUUUCCACACUAUUAACUACUAGUGAUUGGUGCCCCAUUUCUACUUUUCCAAGCAAUAAUUAAUAAGCUUUAACAAAGGAAUAGUUACUAUGAAGAUAUCACAAGAACAGAAAUCUAAACAUUUCCAACAACUGGAGGUACAUUUCUUCCUAAAUCAUCUUGGUCCCUGGGCACCUUAUGCACCAAAUUGAUUUUUUUUUCCUCCAUAGCAUUAGUUCGACCAAGUUCACUUCCAAAUACAACAAGGUUGAAGCAUGGAUGAGUCCAAACUUCUGCUACUGAUGAACUGGAUAAAGAAAUUACUCAAGUUUUCCAGCAAAUUCCAGCAUGGAUUCAAGCUUUUGUUUUGGGCUGACUCCCUCUUCUGACCUUUUUGCAACUUACAAAGUCAUAUCAAUUGCCCUCACCUAAAAGCAUGGGAAAAAAAUAGAGACAAUAGAGACAGAAGCAACAGCAGGACCACGUACUUUUGGCUCCUUCCCAGUUCUGGGUGAGAGAGAGGCUGCAGAGGUCCACAGAUGGUUAUCCACCUUCUGAAAUGCCAGCCAGGCUAGAAAGAGACCUACUUUGGCUACUCUGUGCCUUUUGAAUUCAACCCAGUACCAGGUCAACAGCUAAUCAAUCAACGUUCCUCUUCACCUCCUGAUCAGCAGAAACAAUUAAACAAUGUCUGCCCGUGCUCCAAAAUGCACAUGGGAAAUUGGAUCCCCUGAGCACCCUGCACAUGUUCAUUAAAACUGGGCUCAUUGGCCAGCCCUUCAUUGCCGAUAACAAGCUAGCAAAGAAAGUGCUUUUUGCAUUUGUACAGAAGUGCCCCCUUCCAUGUCUACCUGAAGCUCUACUAUUUCUGGCUUGUUUGUUUGUUUCUUUUUUUAUAAUUCUUUUUAAAAAUGUGUGUGUGUAACCAUGUAUAUGCAGUUCUAGUCCUGCUGAUUUAAUUUUGCAUCACUUCAUAUGGUGAUUUUUAUACUUAUGUAUCUCUUUUUUCUAUGUUUUCCUGUAUGAUUCCUAUUCAACACUUUAAAUAGCACCACAAUAUUCCAUACAUUAAAAUGCUCUUGUAACCUGUAACUGCCCUGGGCCCUCUUAUCAGAG
This is a messenger RNA of Phascolarctos cinereus (koala), 3719 nucleotides long. The record is from RefSeq and is a predicted model, not a curated record. NCBI's taxonomy places the organism in Eukaryota, Metazoa, Chordata, Mammalia, Diprotodontia, Phascolarctidae.